AUGAAGGCCGUGUCGAUAAGGCAGCUGGGCGCCAUAAUCAUCCUAGAUAACUGUGGGAACCGAAUCGCAGUGAAGUACUACAACGACCAGUUCCCACCGAAGCGAGAAAGCAAAUUGAUGCGCAAGAGUUCAAGCAAAGAUUCGAUAGGCAGCCCGUUUGAAGACACUUAUAAUAAUUUACGCACAGUGGAGGAUCAAAAAUUAUUUGAAAAUGACAUAACGGAGAAAGCUAGGAAGCUGGGUGGAGACUCCACCGAAACGGAAGUCUUAGUUCUCAACAAAUAUACCAUCCUUUAUCUGCUAAUAAAUGAUGUGAGCCUCUACAUCGUAGGAGACGAAGGUGACAACGAGAUUAUUUUGCAUGAGAUUAUGCAGACAGUGCAGCAGUGUCUGGAGAAUGUCACUAAUAAUCAGAUCGGGAAGAAACAACUCUUGGACAAACUGGAUUCAAUUUAUUUAAUCCUCGACGAAAUUGCUGAUAGCGGCAUUAUUAUGGAGACCAACCCAAACGUGAUUAUAAACCGGCUGUAUAUGCAGGAGAGUGACUUGCAGGAGCACACACCCCUCAACCAGGCCAUCUCCUCGGCUAAAGAGAACAUCAUUCGCAGUUUGCUCAGCGGCACGUAG
Messenger RNA from Plasmodium inui San Antonio 1, 627 nucleotides. RefSeq lists its product as hypothetical. Gene Ontology annotation, biological process: intra-Golgi vesicle-mediated transport; intracellular protein transport; retrograde vesicle-mediated transport, Golgi to endoplasmic reticulum. The coding region runs from base 1 to 627 and encodes 208 amino acids. The transcript has a single exon. Lineage: Eukaryota; Apicomplexa; Aconoidasida; Haemosporida; Plasmodiidae. Gene Ontology annotation, cellular component: COPI vesicle coat. The record is from RefSeq and is a predicted model, not a curated record.